GACGCGGGCAGAGACAGGCAGCCGGGGACCGGAGAGGUGAGUCCUGGGGCGCCCUGAGCGAGCCGGGAGGAGAGUGUUGCCUGGAGUGCCUGCGCUCCUGGAAGCCUUCCCGAAUUCGCGAACCGGGAGCGCGGAUGCCAUCCGCGCCCUGAAAUGGGGUCAAGGAACCUAAGCGAGAAGUAGUACUAAAGAGGUCAGGUAGCGCACGGUCCUUGAAUCCAAGAUUUCAAGAGAACGCACGAAGCACUGUUUAUAUUGGAAUUGGAGAUAUCUGCCUGUAGACAAAGGUGUCUAUUAUACACAAUGAGUGAUACAAGAACUUCACUUGAUAUUGAAGAGUACCCCGAUUGGGAGGUACAGAAAAACCGAAUACUAACCCUGGAAGAAUGGCAGGACAAGUGGGUGACCCACAAAAUUGGAUUUCAUCAAGAACAAGGACAUCAGCUGUUAAAGAAACAUUUGGAUACUUUUCUUAAAAGGGAGAGUGGACUAAGAGUAUUUUUCCCUCUUUGUGGAAAAGCUGUUGAGAUGAAAUGGUUUGCUGACCGGGGACACAGUGUAGUUGGUGUGGAAAUCAGUGAACUUGGGAUACGGGAAUUUUUUAUGGAGCAAAACCUCUCUUACUCAGAAGAACCAAUUGCUGAAAUUCCUGGCACCAAAGUAUUUAAGAGUUCUUCCGGGAAUAUUUCAUUGUACUGUUGCAGCAUUUUUGACCUUCCCAGAGCAAAUAUUGGCAAAUUUGACAGGAUUUGGGAUAGAGGAGCAUUAGUGGCCAUUAAUCCAGGUGAUCGCAAAUGCUAUGUGGAUAUCAUGUUGUCCCUACUGAGAGAAAGGUUUCAGUACCUCCUGGCUGUUCUUUCUUAUGAUCCAACAAAACAUGCAGGCCCACCAUUUUAUGUGCCAGAUACUGAAAUUCAAAGGUUGUUUGGUACAAAAUGCAAUAUUCUUUGCCUUGAGAAGGUCGACACUUUUGAAGAAAGACAUAAAACUUGGGGAAUUGACUACAUCUUUGAAAAAUUGUAUCUACUUACCGAAAAGUAAAUGAAAUAUAACUAAAAUAAGUCAUGUGGUUUUGAAAAUCAUGCUAAGCCUUAAAAAUAGGUGUUUUAAAAUUUUUUUAAUUUCUCAUAAGUCAAAUCAUAGAUCAUUGCUCAAAAAGUGCAUAUAAAUUUUUAGAGGAAAACUCGUACUUAAAUGUUAAGGUAGCUCCUUUACAGAGGAGUAUAUAACUGGAGGCAAAAUGUUAACCUGUGAGUCUUAAAGAUUUUUAAGAAUAUUUUUUGUAGUCAGCAUGUAUUCCUUGUAUAAUUAAAAGAUAAAAUAAAUAAUGCAUAUAACCUA
This is a messenger RNA of Marmota monax (woodchuck), 1341 nucleotides long. RefSeq names its product thiopurine S-methyltransferase (gene Tpmt). Gene Ontology annotation, molecular function: thiopurine S-methyltransferase activity. NCBI's taxonomy places the organism in Eukaryota, Metazoa, Chordata, Mammalia, Rodentia, Sciuridae. The transcript has 9 exons. The record is from RefSeq and is a predicted model, not a curated record. The coding region runs from base 304 to 1041 and encodes 245 amino acids.